This is a messenger RNA of Conger conger (European conger), 1412 nucleotides long. It is a transcript of the gene tra2a, whose product is annotated as transformer 2 alpha homolog. Bases 176 to 1159 code for a protein of 327 amino acids. The record is from RefSeq and is a predicted model, not a curated record. Gene Ontology annotation, biological process: positive regulation of mRNA splicing, via spliceosome. Gene Ontology annotation, cellular component: spliceosomal complex. The transcript has 9 exons. NCBI's taxonomy places the organism in Eukaryota, Metazoa, Chordata, Actinopteri, Anguilliformes, Congridae. Gene Ontology annotation, molecular function: RNA binding.
CCCGCGCAGUUAAUAACAGGAAGGAACAGGAACAUCGCCGCCAUUAUUGAGAACCGUAACAGGCUGUUAGAAGUGGGAAGUUAGCCAGGAAGCUACAUUUCGAAAACAAACUUCUAAACGUCUACCUUUACAAAUAAUUUAUUUGAUAACUACUGUACGUUAACCCUUUACGAAAAUGAGUGAUACUGAGGACGGCAACUUUGGAGGACGUGAGUCACGCUCUCCGUCCAAAUCGGGCGGCGGCAGCCCCGCCCACGCGCCGUCUGAGAGCGGGUCGGCGUCACCCAGUCCAUCCGCCUCCCAGCGCUCCGGCUCCCGCUCCGGCUCCCGCUCCGGGUCCCGCUCCGGGUCCCGCUCCAAGUCCCGGUCCCAGUCUGGGCGGCGUUCCCAUAGGCGGUACAGUCGUUCCCGUUCCCAGAGGAAGAAGUCGCGCUCACGCUCCUCCAGCCCGGAAAACAACCGCACCUCCCCCCCCCAGCACAGCGACAGCAGGAACAGAUUCAGCCAUGACGUGAAAAAAGAAACCAACGGUCAUGGUGAAGCCAGGGUGAACCCGGACCCCAGCACGUGCCUGGGCGUGUUCGGGCUGAGCCUGUACACCACGGAGCGGGACCUGCGCGAGGUGUUCUCCCGCUACGGCUCCCUGGCGGGGGUCAGCGUGGUGUACGACCAGCGCACCGGCCGGUCCCGCGGCUUCGCCUUCGUCUACUUCCACCGCAUCGACCACGCCAAGGAGGCGAUGGAGGGGGCCAAUGGGAUGGAAUUGGACGGGAGGCGUAUCCGGGUGGAUUACUCCAUCACCAAGCGCCCACACACCCCCACGCCUGGCAUCUACAUGGGCCGGCCCACACAUAAUGGCAGUGGGGGGGGUGGGGGUGGUGGUGGCAGCAGUAGUGGGGGUCGGAGGCGGGACUCGUACUAUGACAGAGGUGAUCGAGGUGAUCGAGGAGAUCGGGGAGAUCGAGGUGAUCGAGGAGAUCGGGGAGAUCGAGGUGAUCGAGGAGAUCGAGGAGAUCGGGGAGAUCGAGGUGAUCGAGGCUACGAGCGUUACGAGCGUUAUGAUGAGUACGACUACAGGUACAGUCGGAGGCGUUCUCCAUCCCCGUACUACAGCCGGUACAGAUCCCGCUCCCGCUCCUACAGCCCCCGACGAUACUGACGCCCUUCUCCAGCGCACUGUCUGGAAUCCUCAAAGAAAAAUGUGAAGAAUUGUUUUUCAAACUGCUGGAGAAAGUUUUUCCCGUUUUGAUUUCCUCUCGGUCUUAAUGUGGGGCCCAGCUAAACCGGUUUUCUUUCUUCUUUCUUUGGUAAGUGUUUGGUGAUGUGCAGAUUGGGAGGGGGGCUUAUCUGUGAUUGGUGAUGUGCAGAUUGGGAGGGGGGGUUUAUCUGUGAUUGGUAAUGUGCAGAUUGGG